Molecule: messenger RNA, 6021 nt
Organism: Penicillium robsamsonii
Lineage: Eukaryota; Fungi; Ascomycota; Eurotiomycetes; Eurotiales; Aspergillaceae
Product: RNA helicase SLH1
Exons: 1
Coding region: 1-6021 (2006 amino acids)
Molecular function (GO): nucleic acid binding; ATP binding; ATP hydrolysis activity
Source: RefSeq, a predicted model, not a curated record
AUGGACAGCAUCGCAGCUACCGAGUCGCAAUGGCUGUCACAACUAGCAGCUAUGCGCCAGGCCAUUGCCGAUCUGAAACUCCCCCAAAACCUCCCUCAUGAAUCGAUCAGCUAUGGAAGCGAUAUUGAUCUCGACAUUGACGACGACUACUCAUCCCCGGGAACAAAUGAUGAUGUGUGGGAUAUUAUCAGCUCGGAUGAUGAGACUUCCGACGACUUGGACGACUUGGAUGGACUCGACGGACUUCAUCUCGCAGAAGGAUCCUACAAUCGGUUCUGGCUAGAAGACAAAUGCCAGGAUUUGGCUAUGCGAAACUCAAGUAUAGAUGCAACAGAGCUAGCUCAACAACUCAUCGCCACCCUGGCGACCGACAGCAACGACGAGGAGCUGCAGAUGUCUUUGGCUGAGGUUGUUGGAUUCGAUGACCUGGAUCUGGUGAUUGAGCUCAUUGCACACCGAGGAGAAAUUCUGUCGGACAAGGGACCCCGCCUGGAAUCCCAGACAGAUGGGCUUGCGGCAGGUAGACUGCAAACACGAGCAGAGAGAGAACAUGCUCUGCAACAGCGCGACUACGAACAUAAGAGUGCAGCGUUGAUGCCGGCCCAAACCCGAUCGGAGCCCUCCUACCCGCAUGUUUUCAAACAACACACCUCUGGAAAUACACUUUCUGCCAAUGGGAGGAAAUAUGGGUUGCCUGUGGGUAGCGAGCAGAUCGAGGAGCCGAAAUACACUGAAUUCGCGAUCCCGGCGGCGAAGGUUGGAACGCUGGGCAAGGGCCGGAAACUGGUGGAGAUCGCUGAAAUGGAUGGCCUUUGUCAGGGUACCUUCAAGGGCUACAAAGCCCUCAAUCGUAUGCAAAGCUUGCUCUACGAUGUUGCAUACAAAACCAACGAAAAUAUGCUUAUUUGCGCGCCGACUGGUGCGGGUAAAACGGAUGCUGCCAUGUUGACUAUUCUCAAUGCUGUGGGCAAAAACACAUCUCCAAAUCCGUUAGAAAACCCAGAAGCGACUGAAUUCACCGUCCAAGUUGAUGACUUUAAGAUUGUUUAUGUUGCUCCCAUGAAGGCUUUGGCUGCCGAGGUGACGGAGAAACUCGGCAAGCGUUUAGCCUGGUUGGGCGUCAAGGUGCGCGAACUGACUGGUGAUAUGCAGUUGACCAAGCGGGAAAUCGUUGAUACCCAGAUCAUUGUUACUACCCCUGAGAAAUGGGAUGUUGUAACGCGGAAAAGCACUGGAGACACAGAGCUUGUUCAGAAAGUCCGCCUUCUCAUUAUCGAUGAAGUCCACAUGCUGCACGAUGAGCGAGGAGCAGUCAUCGAAUCCUUGGUCGCUCGAACUCAACGUCAGGUUGAAAGCACGCAGUCUCUGAUUCGUAUCAUCGGUUUAUCAGCCACCCUUCCAAACUAUACUGAUGUGGCGGACUUCUUGAAAGUGAACAAAAUGGCCGGCAUGUUCUUCUUCGACCAAUCAUUCCGACCUGUACCUCUUGAGCAACAUUUCAUCGGUGUCAAAGGAAAGCCCGGCUCCAAACAAUCUCGCGACAACAUUGACUCUGUCGCCUAUGAGAAGGUUCGCGACAUGAUGGAGAGAGGCCACCAAGUCAUGGUUUUCGUCCACUCGCGCAAAGAUACCGUAAUGACUGCCAGGAUGCUUAUGCAGCUAGCCGCGGAGGAGGGACGAGAGGAUUUAUUCAGCUGCCAUGAUCACGAAAACUACUCCAAUGCCCUUCGUGACAUGAAACAUGCGCGUGCACGUGAACUACGGGACCUCUUCGCCAGCGGAUUUGGAACACAUCAUGCCGGAAUGUCUCGAAGCGACCGCAAUCUGAUGGAGCGAAUGUUUUCAGAAGGUCUAAUCAAGGUACUUUGCUGUACCGCCACCUUAGCCUGGGGUGUCAACCUUCCUGCAGCCGCAGUUGUUAUCAAAGGUACUCAGUUGUAUAACCCACAAGAGGGUAAAUUCAUUGACCUGAGCAUUCUCGACGUCAUGCAAAUCUUUGGCCGUGCCGGUCGUCCACAAUUCCAGGACACCGGUAUUGGGUUUAUCUGUACUACUCAUGACAAGUUGACCCACUACCUGUCUGCUGUGACUGCACAGCAGCCCAUCGAGUCGCGCUUCUCUAGUCGACUUGUGGAUAACUUGAAUGCCGAAAUCUCGCUUGGAACAGUCACAUCUGUUCCAGAAGCUGUGCAAUGGCUUGGCUACUCGUACCUUUAUGUGCGCAUGAAACGUGAGCCGAGGAACUACGGAAUCGAGUUUGCUGAGCUACGCGAUGAUCCAAUGUUGGUUCAAAGGCGGAGGCAGUUGAUCAUACAAGCAGCACGGGUGCUACAAAAGAGUCAGAUGAUCAUCUUCAACGACAAGACUGAAGAUCUCAAAGCCAAGGAUGUUGGUCGCAUUGCGAGUCAAUACUAUGUAUUGCAAACCAGUAUCGAGAUUUUCAACGAUAUGAUGCGUCCCCGAUCUGGUGAGGCAGAUGUACUCAAAAUGAUCAGUAUGAGUGGAGAAUUCGACAACAUUCAAUCUAGGGACAGCGAGUCAAAGGAGCUUCAGCGACUGCGUGAGGAAGUCGCGCAGACUGAAGUUGCCGGGGGAAACGACACUCCACAUGCGAAGACAAACCUCUUGUUGCAAGCCUAUAUCUCUCGCGCCAAGAUUGAGGACUUUGCUUUAGCCUCCGACACUGGCUAUGUUGCCCAAAACGCCGCACGUAUCUGCCGUGCUCUCUUCAUGAUUGCGUUGAAUCGUCGCUGGGGCUAUCAAUGCCAAGUUCUGUUGUCUCUUUGCAAGUCUAUUGAGAAACAGAUCUGGCCCUUUGAUCACCCCUUCCGUCAGUUCGAUUUGCCUCAACCGAUUCUACGUAACCUUGACGACAAGCUUCCAACUACUUCUAUUGAGUCUAUGAAGGAAAUGGAGCCUGCGGAGAUUGGUCAACUUGUUCAUAACCACCGCAUGGGCAACACAUUGUCUAAGCUCCUGGACAAUUUCCCAACUCUUAGUGUUGAGACCGAGAUUGCGCCGCUCAACCGCGACGUGCUUCGUAUUCGCCUUUCCAUCUUCCCGGAAUUCACCUGGAAUGACCGUCAUCACGGUGCAUCAGAAUCCUUCUGGGUCUGGGUCGAGAACUCGGAAACAUCAGAAAUCUAUCACCAUGAGUACUUCAUCCUAAGCCGGAAGAAGCUUUACGCUGAUCAUGAGCUUAACUUCACUAUUCCGCUGUCUGAUCCCCUUCCCAGCCAAAUCUACAUUCGUUUGAUCUCUGAUCGCUGGCUGGGUGCUGAAACUGUUAGCCCAGUUUCUUUCCAGCACCUCAUUCGCCCGGACACUGAAAGCGUGUAUACUGAUCUACUCAAUCUUCAGCCGCUUCCUAUAUCGGCUCUUAAGAAUCCCAUUCUUGAGGAAGUGUAUGGGCAACGCUUCCAAUUCUUCAACCCUAUGCAAACACAGAUUUUCCAUCUCCUUUACCACACACCGGCCAACGUUCUCCUUGGUUCUCCAACUGGUAGUGGAAAGACUGUUGCAGCUGAGCUGGCAAUGUGGUGGGCUUUCCGUGAGAAGCCCGGCUCCAAGGUUGUCUAUAUUGCGCCGAUGAAGGCAUUGGUUCGUGAACGAGUUCAAGACUGGCGUAAGCGCCUCACUCGCCAGAUGGGGUUAAAACUUGUUGAGUUGACUGGUGACAAUACACCUGACACGCGUACUAUUCGGGAUGCCGACAUCAUUAUCACCACACCUGAGAAAUGGGACGGUAUCUCACGUAGUUGGCAGACCCGUGACUACGUCAGGAAAGUGAGCCUCGUGAUUAUUGACGAGAUUCACUUGCUCGGUGGUGAUCGAGGUCCCAUUUUGGAAAUCAUUGUUUCCCGGAUGAACUAUAUCGCCUCGCAGUCCAAAGGAUCCGUUCGACUGAUGGGUAUGUCCACCGCCUGUGCCAAUGCUUCUGAUCUGGCCAACUGGCUUGGUGUCAAAGAAGGACUGUACAACUUCCGUCAUUCAGUUCGCCCGGUUCCCCUCGAGAUUUUCAUCGAUGGGUUCCCUGAACAGCGUGGUUUCUGUCCCCUGAUGCAGUCAAUGAAUCGCCCAACUUUCCUCGCGAUCAAGAACCAUUCACCGGAGAAACCAGUCAUUGUCUUCGUUGCUUCCCGCCGACAAACUCGUCUGACUGCUAAGGAUUUAAUCAAUUACUGCGGUAUGGAGGAUAAUCCUCGUCGGUUUGUGCGAAUGUCUGAGGAUGAUCUGCAGUUGAACCUCGCGCGAGUGAAAGAUGAUGCUCUAAAGGAAGCCCUUAACUUUGGUAUAGGCUUGCAUCAUGCUGGUUUGGUUGAAUCUGAUCGUCAGCUAGCAGAAGAACUCUUUGCCAACAACAAGAUUCAAAUUCUUGUGGCGACCAGUACUCUUGCGUGGGGUGUUAACCUUCCGGCGCAUCUUGUAGUGGUCAAAGGCACACAGUUCUUCGACGCUAAGAUCGAGGGUUAUCGGGACAUGGACUUGACCGAUGUUCUGCAAAUGCUCGGUCGUGCUGGUCGCCCGCAGUUCGAUACCUCCGGUAUUGCGCGCAUCUUCACCCAGGACUCUAAGAAGGCUUUCUACAAGCACUUCCUCCACACGGGUUUCCCUGUCGAGUCGACCCUGCACAAGGUUCUUGACAACCAUCUUGGCGCUGAGGUAUCUGCUGGAACUAUUGGAACGCAACAAGAUGCUUUGGACUACUUGACGUGGACAUUCUUCUUCCGUCGAUUGCACAAGAACCCCUCAUACUACGGCCUCGAGAUCUCUGCAGAGGAGCAAAACACCAUGGCAGCUCAGGCCACAGCUCAAGAUUUUAUGGUUGAAUUGGUUGGAAAGUCGCUCAAUGAUCUCGCUGAAUCGUCCUGUGUUCUCGUGGAUUCGGCCACCGGAGAGGUCGACUCCACUCCCUUCGGCAAGAUCAUGAGUUACUACUACCUAUCGCACAAGACGAUCCGCUUCCUCAUGUCCCAUGCCAAGCGUGAUCCGAGUUUCCAGGAUGUCUUGAGUUGGAUGUGUUCCGCAACUGAAUUCGACGAGCUGCCCGUCAGACACAAUGAAGAUCUGAUCAAUGCUGAGUUGGCCCAGAACUUGCCGCUUUCUAUUGAAUGCAUGGGCGAUGCCCCCCUCUGGGAUCCCCAUACCAAGGCGUUCCUCCUUCUACAGGCCUAUAUGUCGCGGAUCGAUCUUCCAAUCACUGAUUAUGUUGGUGAUCAAACGUCUGUGCUCGAUCAGGGCAUUCGUGUCAUCCAAGCCUCAAUCGAUGUGAUGGCUGAACUCGGAUAUCUCCCUGCGUGUCAGAUGCUCAUGACUCUUCUCCAAUGCAUCAAGUCAGCGCGCUGGCCUGAAGACCACCCAUUGUCGAUCCUGCCAGGCGUUCCGACCGAGAAGCCACCCAGCGGUCUCCCGGGAACCCUUGUAUCGCUCUCGUCACAGCCUGCUGGUGCAGUUGCUGCUCUGGUCAAGAAAUUAAACCUUCCAUUUAACUUUACUCGCAUUACGUCCCAGCUGCCCCAGCUGUCGGUCUCGGUUGCGAGUGUUUCUGCCAAGGGUGUUGCUGUGUCUCUAACACGGCGUAACCAGCCCACAACCCCCGAAUGCAAGGUGUUCGCCCCUCGUUUCCCCAAGCCACAAACCGAAGGCUUCUUCUUGGUUGUUUGCAGUGCGUUGCCUAAUGGCACGGAUGGUGAAUUACUUGGCUUGAAGCGUGUGUCUUGGCCACCCGUAUCCAAGCGCAAUGGCAACGGCAAGGGCAAGGACAAUCACGGUGCUGGUUCCAGUCGUGGAGGACCUGCCAAGGAUAACAAGGGUGGCCUCUUGACGGUUCGCUCCAAUGUUAAAUUCCCCGAAGGCAUCGUCGCGCAAUCCACCAGUACCAACACAGCCCGGGUGAAUAUCAGGGUCAUUAGUGACUCAUACGUUGGGAUGGCAUGGGCUGUCUCCAAUGUCGAGGUGAAUUUGGACACUGACAUCGAGACGCAAACUGUGGAAGAGUCCAGCGUUCCUACCAAGGACUAA